CACUCUUCAUCCGCUUCCCUUCCGGCCACACUCACCUGCUAGCUAGCCAUUGACCGUGCCGGUGAUCCCCGGCCAAGGAAAGGGAGAGCGAUGGAUGCGGCAAUAAUCGGCGCGUUGCUCAAGACCACGCUGCCGAAGGCCCUCUCGGUGCUCGGCGGGAGCAGGGAUGUCCGGUCCAUCCAGUGCGAGCUCAGGUACAUCGAGGCCACCAUCCAAGACCACCGCAAGAAGUGCGGCGGCAAGGACACGAGCCACCUGCGGGCGGCGUGGAUCCGCGACCUGACCCUCUUCGCGUUCGACAUCGAGGACUGCGUCGACCGCUUCCUGCGGCAGGAGAUGUCGCCGGGGGACGGCGAGGCGGGCUUCCUCCGCCGCUCCGCCCGCGCCGCCAAGAGCACGGUGUACACCCGCACGGUGUUCUCCUUCAAGAUCCGCAAGCUCAAGACCAGGUCCGAGGAGAUACACCGCCGGCUCAAGCGCUACAUCGAGGAGGAGACGGCGCAGGCGGCAGUGGCACCCGGCGGCGCGGCGUCGAUCCCCACCGCAGGGGCGCACCCGAGGUCCGGUGCUCCCGCGGCGGCUGUGGGGAUGGACGAGCCCCUUGGGCAGCUUCUUGAGCUAGUGCUGGAGCCCGGGACGUCGCCAGAUGGGAAGCUCAGGGUGAUCUCCGUCGUCGGCUUCCAUGGCUUAGGCAAGACGCUUCUUGCCCACCAAGUGUUCGACCACGGUGAUGUGCGCCGACGGUUCCCUCUGCGAGUUUGGGUUUGCGCGGCGGGCAAGGGCAAGCCGGAGGUUCUCAAGGAGAUGCUCGAUCAAGUGCUCCAGAAUGGUGCCGGCACCUCGACCGACAGCGCCCCGCAAGCUGACUCUGCUCCUGCCGGCACACGCAGUGGGACGACCACCUCCAAUGCCAACGGUGUCGUCCCACAGGUUGAGGAGAAUGGCGUUGAGCAAGUCGAGAAUGGUGAGAGUACCUCGGCCGGCGUCCACGUUGUCACUACAUGGCGCCACUGCCUCCAAGCAGUUUGGUGGACUCUGGCGACGAUACUGCUGUACGUCUUGUCACCGGCGUUCACCGUGGCAAACAUGGUGCGAGCCUCUUCUAUCCAAGUUGACUCUGCAGACUUACGUCGUGCUACUGCCAAUGCGAGUAUCUCCACCAGCACCAUGGCACUAGUUGAUGAGAACAAGAGUGUCCAGAUGAAGAUGCAAGUUGACAGGGGCAAGGCUAUUCAGGAGGACACUCACAAGGACGAUGCAGAUGAUACCACACUCAUCGAACAACGUCUAGGAUCAUACCUGAAAAAUAAAAGGUAUUUGAUUGUAAUUGAUGGCAUGCAAACAGAAGAGUUGUGCAACAUUACAUCUGUAUUCCCUGUGGAUAACGGAGUGAACAGCAGAGUUAUUGUGACGACAACCAUUAAGAAAAUAGCAAGACGCUGCAGCUCUGCCAAUGGCCGUGUGUACAAAAUGAAAACACUUGACGACAAUGAUUCAAGGAAGUUGUUCUUCGAAGUGUUUUCCAAGGGUAAAUAUUCAGUCGCAGAUGCAACGGAGUUGAAAGCAUCUGCCCUCCUGGAGAAAUGUGGCGGCCUACCGCUUGCCCUUGAAAGCAAAGCAAAGUUUCUGAAGAGUGAAGAAGACCUGACCAAGAGUAAAUGCGAAGAUGCCUGCCGCAAGCUUUGUGCUCCAGAAGGGUGUGACGACACAUUGGGAAGAAUGCAUGGGGUUCUUGCCAGCAGCUAUGAGAGUCUAUGUAGCCUUGUUCUCCAGCAGUGCUUGCUGUAUUUCUGUAUGUUCCCGCGUGGUCAUCGUGUCAGGAGGAAUCCUCUAAUCAGGCGGUGGCUGGCGGAAGGACUUGUACAUGUACAACCAGGGGAUGCAGUGAGCACCACACCACAAGACAUCGCAAUUGAGAAUUUGGAGACCCUGAUCGACCGCAGUAUCAUUCAGUCCAUGGAAGUGAGCACUUGUGGGAACGUUAAGAGAUGCCAACCUCCUGGGAUGAUGCUCGAGUACAUUGUCCGCAAGUCCAUGUCUCAGAAUUUCAUCACCUUGCUUUGUGGUGAGAGUGAGACGGCCGAAGAAUGGGACUAUGUACGCCGGCUCUCGCUCCAUGAUUACUGUGCUGCAAAACUGCCCAAGGGCUUAUCUCGUCUCCGGACCUUGGCAGUAUUCCCUGCUGGGGAUGCUGCCAAAAAUGAACCUACAUUGGAUUUUGCAAAGUAUGACCUACUGCGAGUGUUGGAUUUAGAAGAAUGUGAUGGUCUGACUGACGGGCACCUCCAGAACAUAUGCAGCCUGGUGUUUCUGAAAUAUUUGAGCCUUGGGGGCCUCAUUAGUGAGGUCCCAAAGAAAAUUGCCAGGCUGCAAUGGUUAGAGACACUGGACCUGAGGAGAACCAAGAUAGAGAAGGUGCCAGUGGAAGUCAUCCAGCUCCCCCAAUUAAAACAUCUCCAUGGCAAGUUUCAGCUUAUCGAAGGUGACUGCGUAAAGGCAAAUCCAGAGCACUUGUCUAAGAGAAGCACCCUUGAGACUCUUUCAGGAUUUGUCAUGGGAGAGAGUGAAGGAUUUCCACAGCUGAUGAGCCACAUGAAGCGGCUGAGAAAGGUGAAAAUAUGGUGCAAAUCCACUGCAAAGAGAAGAAACCUGAACCAGCUUGAAGAAGCCAUCAAGGUGUUCAUUCGUGAUGGGAACGAAUGGCCUCAUCGCUCCCUAUCAAUUGACUUCCAAGAAUGCUCAGACCCAUUUCUGAGUUCUCUGAAAGCCCCCGGCAGUCUAGCCUCGCUGAAGCUGCGGGGCAAUCUCAGCCGAUUCCCUCAGUUUAUUACAAAGCUGAACAGACUCGAGGAGCUGUGUUUGUCGUCGACUAGCCUAAGCCGUGGUGUUCUUCUAUCUGGUGGUCGUCUAGACACACUGAAGUAUCUGAAGCUCAUUGAAGACAACAUCGGGCCUCUUGAAAUACGACAUGAGCACUUCCCAAGCCUCCGGCGGAUAUGUCUCGUCGGCGCACAGAGCCUGCACGACGUAGCGACUGGAACUCUGCCGCAUCUUACCUCGCUUCAUAUGAUCUGCGAAUCUUUAGAUGGUCUUGCCGGCAUCGAAAUCAGACGCCUAGAAGGAUUAAAGGAAGUCAGGCUCCAUUCUGCGGUCGAUCAAGGAACAAAAGAUGCAUGGAAGGAAGCUGCAAGGGGCCAUCCUAAGAGGCCCGACGUUCUGCUUCAGUGACUACUGAUUCUUGAAGCAACGCCAAGGUUCGUUUUGCCCGUCUUCUUCGUUGUAUUCAUGCCUUCUUUCUGGAGGUAUUGUUCCUUUUCACGUGUAUAUGCUUUGCAGUCUUGUAUAUGCUUUGCAGUCUUGGUUUACACAAGAGGUUCUCCUGUCCUGUGCUGGGUUGUGAAACACGAUCACUUUGGUCAAUAUACCUUUUCCAAGUUAUGUAGAUUGUUUUUGGGACAGGGACAGAGAGUCCGUCUUCUAUUGUUGUAAUCUACUCUCUCCGUUCCUAAAUAUGAGCAUACUUUGGAGUGUAAAUUCACUUAUUUUUGCUCUAAAAAGACAUAUAUUUAGGAAUGGAAAGAGUAUCUUUUAAUGAGUGUA
This is a messenger RNA of Hordeum vulgare subsp. vulgare (domesticated barley), 3600 nucleotides long. Its product is annotated as disease resistance protein RGA4-like. The record is from RefSeq and is a predicted model, not a curated record. The coding region runs from base 91 to 3228 and encodes 1045 amino acids. Gene Ontology annotation, biological process: defense response to other organism. The transcript is spliced from 2 exons. Lineage: Eukaryota; Viridiplantae; Streptophyta; Magnoliopsida; Poales; Poaceae. Gene Ontology annotation, molecular function: ADP binding.